Molecule: messenger RNA, 465 nt
Organism: Anolis sagrei ordinatus
Lineage: Eukaryota; Metazoa; Chordata; Lepidosauria; Squamata; Anolidae
Source: RefSeq, a predicted model, not a curated record
AGUGGCCUCUUUCACAUGAAGCUGAUUCUCAGCAAAGACUUCCCAGCUAGCCCCCCAAAGGGCUAUUUUCUGACCAAAAUCUUCCACCUCAAUGUGGGCGCCAAUGACGAGAUCUACAUCAAUGUCCUCAAGAAGGAUUGGAAAGCAGAACUGGGCAUCAGACAUGUCCUGCUGACCAUCAAGUGUUUGCUCAUCCAUCCCAAUCCAGAAUCGGCACUGAACGAGGAAGCAGGCUGCCUCCUGCUUGAGAACUAUGAGGAAUAUGCCUCCCAGGCUCGUCUCCUGACAGAGAUCCAUGUCCAGCCUUUGUUUGGACUGCAUACCAAAGACCCACCUGAGCCUUGUUCUUACUCGGCUGGUGCUUCUGGGGAGAGCCCCAUGGGCAAGAAACAUGCAGGUGACAGGGACAAGAAACUAGCCUCCAAGAAAAAGACUGACAAGAAACAAGCCCUCCAGGGGCUUUAA